Schistosoma rodhaini is the source of this 1667-nucleotide messenger RNA. Lineage: Eukaryota; Metazoa; Platyhelminthes; Trematoda; Strigeidida; Schistosomatidae. The record is from the annotation of a GenBank genome assembly.
GUUUACACUCAUCUGUCAAUGUCUUGAAUGUGACGUUUGGGUCUUGAUCCAAACAAGUUAGAAGUCUGGUUCUAAUUUCAGCAUCUUGUGGUGACUGCAGAGCUUUGAUGAAUACAAGGCAUUUAAAUUGAUCUGUCAACGAGCGUAACUUGAACCGUUCACACUCUCUGUUGACGACGUCUGCUAGAGCACCAUAUUCAUCGGCUUCACGUUUCACCAAAUUCAGACACUGAUAUCGAAUACUAAACAACGAAGAAGAUUCACCGAAUAUCUCUGACAACUGAGAUACUGUCUCCCCGAAACUGAGCUCUCGAGGUAACUUUGGCAAUAUAUGGUCAGCAUAACGUGCAUGUUCAUUGCUUCCCAACUUACGCAUCAACAACCGAGUCUUACAUGCUUCAUCUUGUUGACAGAAUUCUAUUCUAAAUGUAUCUUCCCAACGCUUGAACCAAGUGAGAAAGGCUCCUGAAGAACGUAUGAAAAUUGCUGCUCUUCUAGCAGAGAAAAAGAGUACAAAUGAGAAUUCAUGGAUGUACGAGAAGCCAAAAGAUGAUCCUGAAGCAUUUUUGUUAGGGAAACAAGUUCAAAGCUUAAACCAAAUUCAAGAAAUUGGCAAAGAAUAUGAAGAAUCACCUGCUCAGCGACUUGCUAGAUUUGAUAUGGAAGCUAAGUUUCGUGAAGAUCCUCUGACAAUUAUGAAGCAAAGAGAAGCAGAAAAACGAAUGGAACUUCUACAGAAUACAGCUAAAGUUAGGAAACUUCGAAGACUUCUAACGGAGCAGAAAUUACGCAAAGAAAAACGUAAAAGUAAAAAACAUUCAAAACAUAAACGUCGGCAUAAAAGUUCCGAUGAAUCAGAUCAAGCUAGUUCAGAUGAUGAAUUACUGAAUAAGUUCAUUAAAAUUAUUCAUCAAUCUAAUGAAUUGGAAGAGGCUAACUCACAGAAAUCUAUAGAUAAAUGUAAUAAGGAAUCAUCUUCUACUAUUCAAAAACAAUCUUCAAGUUCUUAUGAUCAGGAACAUGCACGUUCAAAUCAAAAGUAUUCAGAUGUAAACCGAAAACAAUAUUCAGAACGUAAUCAACCAAUGUUAUCCAGUUCAGAAAGAUCCAACCAUCAUAAAUCAUCAUCAAAUCAACAAAAGUUAUCUAAAGAAGAAAUUGAAGCUAAACGAGCUCAAAUGAUUUCGGAUGCAAAAGAACAUGAAAAAGAACGUUUACAUCGUUCCACUACUCAUUAUACAAUGAAAAAGAUUGAAGAAGAAAAAGAAUUAGCUUCGAAAUUUUCGCAUGGACCAUCAUUUAUUAGUCAUUUAAAAAACAAACAUGUUGAUAUGACUACAUUAGAAGAAGGUAUUCAUCGUAAGGCUAGUAAUCGUCAGAGAGGGGAGCUUCAUGAUAAUUUUAUCAAACGUUAAAUGAAAUGUUUUAGUUUUCUGACUAUAUUGUAAAUAAAAAAAACGUUCCUUUUACAAAUUGUAUAAACGUAAUUUGCCGUUCUGAUAAAGAGUUUUACUUCCCUACCUGACUUAAACCUCCUACGUAGUUAUGUCAAUAACAUUCAUUCCUCCUGGUUAAUUUGUUACGGAUCAAAUUAGAUUAAAAUCAAACCACCUUGUUAACGUUUGUCUCUCAUUAAGCUUACUAUUAACUGAAUGAUCUAAUAUCGA